CUUUUUCAGCGUUAAAUGCAGCAGUGAAGAUGCGCUUUGCAGUGCUGACUGUUGGUUUGGUGCUGCUGGUUGGGCUGUCCCCAGCAAACUCGACUCAACCAGAUUGCGACCCGGAACCGGAAGAGUGCAACCCUGAACCCGAAGAAUGCAAUCCUGAACCGGCUUGUGAACCCGAUCCCCCAGUUAGAAAUACCAAACCGCCAGUAUGCAAUACUGAACCCCCAGUUUGCAAUACUAAACCACCAGUUUGUAGCACUCAACCUCCGGUUUGCAGCACCGAACCACCAACCAAAGCUUGCAGCACUCAACCGCCGGUUUGCAGCACUGAACCUCCGGUUUGCAGCACUGAACCUCCGGUUUGCAGCACUGAACCUCCGGUUUGCAGCACUAAACCUCCGGUUUGCAGCACUGAACCUCCGGUUUGCAGCACUAAACCUCCGGUUUGCAGCACUCAACCUCCGGUUUGCAGCACUCAACCUCCGGUUUGCAGCACUCAACCUCCAGUUUGCAGCACCGAACCACCAACCAAAGCUUGCAGCACUCAACCUCCAGUUUGCAGCACCGAACCACCAACCAAAGCUUGCAGCACUGAACCUCCGGUUUGCAGCACUGAAACUCCGGUUUGCAGCACUCAACCGCCGGUUUGCAGCACUGAACCUCCGGUUUGCAGCACUCAACCUCCGGUUUGCAGCACCGAACCACCAACCAAAGCUUGCAGCACUCAACCACCGGUUUGCACUACCAAACCACCAGUUUGUAGCACACAACCACCACCCACAGUUAGCACACCCAAGCAAGCUCACUGCGAAAAAACCAAGCAACCCUCUUGCGGAAAAAUCAUCAAAAGAUCACACCACCAAACCAUCAAGCAUCCGAAGAAACCUAUCACAAUAACUCAUAAUCAGCCGGGAUGUGGAUCUGGAGGAGGAUCUGGAUGUGGAUGCAAGAGUCUGCCACCUAAGUGCCCCAAUUCCCAACCGAAGCCCCAGACAAAUUGUAAUCCUGAACCUAAAUGUAUAAGCCAACCCAAGCCCGAACUCAAGGCAAAACCCCAGCCGAAGCCCCAGCCGAAACCCCAGCCGAAACCCCAGCCGAAACCCCAGCCGAGACCCCAGCCGAAACCCCAGCCGAGACCCCAGCCAAAACCCCAGCCAAAACCCCAGCCAAAACCCCAGCCAAAACCCCAGCCGAAACCCCAGCCAAGACCCCAGCCAAAACCCCAGUCAAAACAACAGAAAGCGCAGCCUAAGAAACGUGGUUGUAAAUGAAGAAUGGAAUAACAAGAUUUCGGAAUGGCUCUAACAAAUUAAAAAGCAUCAAUACAAAUAUUUUUCUUUAAUAAAUAUAAUUAUAUAUAAACCUA
This is a messenger RNA of Drosophila biarmipes, 1363 nucleotides long. It is a transcript of the gene Sgs4, whose product is annotated as salivary glue protein Sgs-4. Lineage: Eukaryota; Metazoa; Arthropoda; Insecta; Diptera; Drosophilidae. The transcript has a single exon. The record is from RefSeq and is a predicted model, not a curated record. Bases 30 to 1268 code for a protein of 412 amino acids.